This is a messenger RNA of Corylus avellana, 339 nucleotides long. The record is from RefSeq and is a predicted model, not a curated record. Lineage: Eukaryota; Viridiplantae; Streptophyta; Magnoliopsida; Fagales; Betulaceae.
AUGAUAAUCAGAAUAUGUUUUAUAUAUGCUUGGUCGAACCAAAAUGCGAGUGACCCGUCGUCGUUUAAUGCCAAGGCAAGAAAGUUGCUUAGAGAAUUGGCGAAGCAAGCUUCUGAGAGGCCGAAGAUGUACAAGAGUGGGAGGCUGAGGAUCGGAGAAGGGAGGACAAUCUAUGGAUUGGCUCAGUGCAGCAGAGACCUUUCUGGAAGUGACUGUAAGCAGUGUCUUGAUGAUGAAGUGAGGCGACAGCCAGAUUGCUGUGAUGGGAAACAAGGAGGAAGGGUUGUGAGUGGUAGUUGCAACAUCAGAUAUGAUGUUUCCCAGUUUUUCAAUGCUUAA